AUGGCGCGAACACCACUGGACAACUUGAAGGAACUCCAGGCAAAAGCGGACAGACACAAUCAACUGCGAUUGAAGGCCGGCGUCAACCUGUUAUCGCAAUUCCCGACCGGUAGGGACGACUAUGUGAACAUCGGCAAAUUUUUCUCAGAAGGCGUACAGUUGGACGCUAUUACGGAGCAGUGCACCGGCUGCCCUGACAUGGUCAAAGACGUGAUCUUCCGCACCAUGGAGCCGGGGGACCCGGCCUUCUCACUCAUCGCGAUUCCGAAGGCUGAAUGCGAGUAUGCGUCGGACCUGUUCAACUGUAUGCUCGAUAUGGGCUACACGCCCGAGGUGAUCCAGUUCUGGAAGAACACAUGGAGCUCUUGGACGCACAAGGACAAGCAUCACGCCCCACGAUGGGAACGGCGCUGGAACGUGCGCAGGCACUGA
Molecule: messenger RNA, 432 nt
Organism: Purpureocillium takamizusanense
Lineage: Eukaryota; Fungi; Ascomycota; Sordariomycetes; Hypocreales; Ophiocordycipitaceae
Exons: 1
Coding region: 1-432 (143 amino acids)
Source: RefSeq, a predicted model, not a curated record